This is a messenger RNA of Abrus precatorius (Indian licorice), 1556 nucleotides long. RefSeq names its product ethylene-responsive transcription factor ERN1-like. Lineage: Eukaryota; Viridiplantae; Streptophyta; Magnoliopsida; Fabales; Fabaceae. The transcript has a single exon. Bases 110 to 913 code for a protein of 267 amino acids. The record is from RefSeq and is a predicted model, not a curated record. Gene Ontology annotation, molecular function: DNA binding; DNA-binding transcription factor activity. Gene Ontology annotation, biological process: regulation of DNA-templated transcription.
AAUAUUGUGAAAGCUAAACACUUUCAGCUUCUCUUGUCUCUUUUUGAUAUAUCUUCUUCGUAAAUUCUCCCACUCAAACACCAUUUUGUCGAAGCAACAUAAACUUGUCAUGGAAAUUCAAUUCCAGCGACCAAACCUGCAGCAUCAGAAAGCAGGCAUUUCAAUCACCAAAGGAGGGAAAUUCAAAGGGAGAAACAGAAACAGCAACACAAACAAAUUUGUUGGGGUGAGACAAAGGCCUUCAGGGAGAUGGGUAGCUGAGAUCAAGGACACAACUCAGAAGAUAAGAAUGUGGCUUGGAACAUUUGAGACAGCUGAGGAAGCAGCCAGAGCCUAUGAUGAAGCAGCAUGCCUUCUUCGCGGUUCCAACACUCGCACCAACUUCAUUACUCAUGUUUCCUUGGAUUCGCCUCUUGCUUCUCGCAUUCGAAAUCUCCUUAACAACAGAAAAGGUAUCAAAAAACAAGAAGAUGCAAAUGCUAACAAUGCACCUGCUCCAAGAGUUAGCAACAAUAGUUGUGCUAGUACUAGCACUGGUAGUAAUUCAAGCAAUAAUGACAAAUCUCUUUCUACUGUGACAACUCAAAAUUCAAAUCUGUUUGAUGAUGGUUAUAAACCAGAUUUGAGCAAUUGCAGGGAGGACUUUGAGUUAGGUCCUCAAUCCAAUGCUUCAUGGGGUUUUGGACCUGUCUUUGAUCGUUUUCCUAUUGCUCAAAUAUUGGACAUGCCAAAGACUGAUGGCUUGAUUGAUACAGUUGACUUGGAGCUUUCAGAAUUUGACAGAAUGAAAGUUGAAAGACAAAUAUCAGCUUCACUCUAUGCAAUUAAUGGAGUGCACGAGUACAUGGAAACUGUUCAGGACUCCAGUGAAACUCUCUGGGAUCUUCCACCCCUGUGCUCAUUGUUCUGUUAAACUUAAAACUUGGAACGUCUAAAUGAUCCUACAAAUAUUCCUUCACAGUAUCAUUGCAGUCCUAUUUGUUUUUUUUCAUCCUAUUGUUGGAAAUUUGAAGGAGUGUAGGAUCAAAUUAUUGAUUGAAAUGUUACAAUAACAUAUAUUGCUUUAGCGAGAUAUAAUUCUGUUUUCCUAACUGCUUAAUAUCAGCAGGAAGAUCCAUGAGUUGCAUUAGCUGCUUGUGGAAGCUCUUUUUCAAUCAUUAUUAUGUAAAAAUUCUAAGAAUUUAUGUUUUUUGCGUCCCUAAUGUCAAAAGUGAAUCUUGAAGUCCCUUUUUUAGGAAUAUGUCUGAAAAUCUAGACUUUGGAGGCAAAAUAAGCAGAUUGGAAUCUUGGACCUUAUAGGCAAAAUCCAGAUGACUAUUCACGUUGCUUUACAUGGAUAAACAGUAGAAUCACACACAAAUUUCCUUUAUACAUGAAAGAGACAAGUACUAUGCUUGCUUUGUCAGUAAUUAAUAAUAAAAAAAAAAUGCUUCCGGAUCUUCUUAGAUUUUGGUCCAAUGUUUCUGCAUAACUCAUGCCUUUUGGUUAUCUGCUUUGGCUAUGAUCAUUUACCCCAAUCAAUUAUGGAUACUUAAAACUUGUCUCAUUCUCAUGUG